AGCGUGACGGGCGGCGACGCGCCGGCCGCCGUCAGCUCGUUCGAAGAGCUCGAGUUUCCGGCGGCGGUGCAGUCGAACAUGCAGCGCGCCGGCUACACGAAGCCGACCGCGCUGCAGCAGUACGUCCUCCCGGCGGCGCUGCUCGGGAAAAACGUGAUGGUGACGGGCGCCAUCACCGGCCGGUGCGGCCGUGCGGCGUCCUACCUGCUGCCGACGGUGGCGCGGCUGCUCUCCUCGGAGCUGCCGCCGCGCGACCGGCGGCAGGUAGCGCCGUCGGCGAUCGUCCUCUCCCCGACGCGAGAGCUAGCGCAGCAGGUCUUCGCCGAGGCGCGCAAGGCGUGCUACGGCGCGGGAGUGCGGCCGGUGGCCUGCUUCGGGGGCGCGCCGCUCGUCGACCAGCUGCGCGAGCUCGAGCGCGGCUGCGAGCUGCUCGUCGCGACGCCGGGCAGGCUGGGCGACCUGAUGGAGAGAUCGCCGAACGAACCUGUUGACCUCUCCAUCCAUGAACAGGCGGACCGGAUGCUCGACAUGGGCUUCGAGCCGCAGAUCCGCAAGAUCGUGCUGCAGUCGGAGAUGCCGCCGGCCGAGGAGAGGCAGACGCUCGUCUUCUCCGCCACGCACCCGCCCGAGAUGAAGGCGCUCGCGCUCGACUGCGGCCGCGACUAUGUCUCGCUCACCGCCGGGCCAGGCGCCGUGGCGGGAGAGCACGUCGCGCAGCGGAUGGAGCGAGUGGCCGAGCGCGACAAGGCGAGC
Messenger RNA from Emiliania huxleyi CCMP1516, 753 nucleotides. RefSeq lists its product as hypothetical. The annotation marks the transcript as partial. The record is from RefSeq and is a predicted model, not a curated record. NCBI's taxonomy places the organism in Eukaryota, Haptophyta, Isochrysidales, Noelaerhabdaceae. The transcript is spliced from 2 exons. Gene Ontology annotation, molecular function: ATP binding; nucleic acid binding; RNA helicase activity.